AGGUGAAAAAUAUACGAUUUUUUUGGUCUGAUUUAAAUCGUAUUAUGAAAAAAUCGCGUUUUAAAUGUUUUUAUGAAAAGUACACUAUUUUUUUCAUGACCUUUUCAGAAGGUCGCUGUUUAGAACUGUUUCCAUAAAAGUGCCGAUUUUUUUUGAAAAAAUCGCCGAUUAAACGACGAUUUGCUAACUAUGACUAGACUGAGUAAGAUUUUUUUGUUUAUGUACUUCAAUAUUUAUUUAUUAGUUUAUUGCAGAAGAUUUAAAAAUAAAUGAAAAUGUAUAUAUCUGCCUGAAUGUGUUUAUGAAGUUGGGGCUUGUAUAUUUUAGAAGGUGUUUUCAAAUUUGUGAUUGCGUUUUUUUUGGUUACUUUGAAGGGAUUUUGGCAUUAAAAAAAGGAAAAAAAAUAAGUAUACUGGUUGAAAUGUAACAGCAAAUAAGAUUCUGUUUUUUGAAUUAUCUGAUGAUUUUCUCCCUUUUUCUCUCUUUUUCUUUUUUUAUUCCCAAAAAUUAUUUUGGAAAAUGGUUUUGCAUGAUUUUCUAUAUUUUUGAAUUUUUCUUUAUUUUAGUAUUCUUAUUAAUCAUUUAAUUUCUUAGGCCAAUCCGACCGGUCUUGUCCUGUUCGGUCGGUCUGACAACAUACUACAUUAUUGGUAAUCAGCCCAUGGAGCAAAGAGUGCAAAAGUAGCAAAAAAUUGAAGAACAUUGUUUACUUUCAGCACUCUCACGGAAAUGGCAGUCUUAUUAUUGUAUUUUUAGUUCCAUGUAAAAUGUUCGCUUCAAUUUUGAAUUUAUAAUCUAAGUCUCUUUUGUUCUUUGUACAUUUGUCUUGCCGACAUUGUUACCCGAUGAAAUUACAGUUUCAAAUAGUCAGAAAUAGGCAUUGUUACCUAAUGAAAUUACAGUUUCUAAUAGUCAAAAAGAAAAUUCAGAUGAUGAUGACGAUAAUGAUUCAAGAAAGAUUAAGAAAAUUGCGGCAAGUUGAGUAGAUUCAGAGUGAGAGUGCCUCAUGAGCAUCUUCUCCAAAGCUGGAGAGCUAACCCACUAUGUCUUGGCUUUGUUAGAGAUGCACCCACCUCUCUCACCUCAACCAACUCCAUGCCUUUCUCAUUACCUUUGGCCAAGCCCACCUUCCCCUCCUCUCUUUCAAACUCCUCUGUUUUUGCAUCACCACUUUGGGUGCCGCCCACAUCAAUCACGCUCGCCUCAUUUUCGACCACAACCCUGCCCCCAGUGUCUACCACUGGACUGCCAUCAUCACCGCCUACGCUCAGCAACGGCCACCCACCUGCAAAACUGCUCUCUAUCUCUACAAGCAAAUGCAUUUCAAUUCUUUUGUCGCCAACCAAUUCACCUUCCCCUACAUCCUCAAGGCCUCUGCGCAAAUCUUCGCACUUCUGGAGACUGCACAGACCCAUGCCCACAUUGCCAAGUCCGGCCUUGACGCAUGGGCUGUUGUGAGGACUGCCUUCGUCGAUGCUUAUGCAAAGUGCGGAGUCCUUGAGGCAGCAUGUCGUGCUCUUGGGGAGAUGUGUGAGCCAAAUGUGGUGUCCUUCACGGCAUUGUUGACUGGGUUUGCGAAAUUUGGAAAGAUGGGCGACGCAUUAGUUCUUUUCUAGGAGAUGAGAGAGCGAGAUGUACGCACAUGGAAUGCGGCAAUAGCAGGGUGUGCACAAAAUGGUCUAUUCAUUGAGGCAUUGUCUCUUUUGAGCUGUAUGCUUGCAGAGAGCCACCAGCCAAAUCAUGUGACUCUGGUGUGCACGCUCUCAGCUUGUGCACAUCUCGGCACACAUACAAGCGUGGCUCUGGGGCCUCCUCCUUUGUCAGUAACGCACUUAUUGAUAUGUAUGCAAAGUGUGGCUGCUUGAAAGAGGCAUGCAAAUUGUUCGAUCGAAUGCGAGAGCGUAGUGGCACAGCUUGGAACUCCAUGAUUAAUGGCCUUGCAUUACAUGGGCACACACGUGAAGCUAUUGAAAUCUUCAAUACGAUGCAGACAGAGAAUGUGAGGCUCGACGAGGUGACAUUUGUUAAACUUUUAAAUGCGUGCACACAUGGUGGCCUCAUCGAUGAGGGGUGCUCUUACUUUCUUUCAAUGAAAAAGGAAUGUGGCUUAGAGCCUCGAAUUGAGCACUAUGGGUGCGUAGUCGAUCUCUUGGGUCGAGCAGGUCGUCUUGAGGAGGCAAUAGAGGUGAUUGAAGGGAUGAAUCAAGAACCCGACGAUGUGAUAUGAGGCGCGCUCUUAAACGCAUGUAGAAUGCAUGGUAAUGUGGGAUUAGCUGAGAGUGCAGUCCAUCGACUGAUGGAGCUCGACCCAGGUAAUGGCUCAUAGAUGGUGCAACUAGCAAACUUGUAUGGGGAGAAGGGGAAGUGGGAGGAGGUGGGGAGGUUGAAGAGGUUAGUAAGAGAUAGGGGCCAUGGAGAAGACGCCUGGUUGUAGUUGGAUAGAGGUGGAUGGGGAGGUUGUGGAGUUUUACGCAGCUGAUGGGGUGAUGAAUGGGAGAGCUGAGGUGGUUUAUUCUGUGUUGGAGCUUUUGGUUUGGCAGCUGAGAAAUGCAGGGCACAUGCCUGAUUUGACCUCAAGGUAGUGCGACGCAAUUUGGCGGAGUCUGGAUUGUUUUGUUCUUUUGGUAUGAACACUUUAUGAUUCUUCGUGGAAGAUAAUUGUGGUUUGUUAUUGAUGAAUGUUUACCUUUCCCUUACAUCCCUUGGGGGUAUUCUUCCAUAGCGAUUCAGCGAGGCACACAUAUCUUUCUCUCUAUCUUACUACUUGGGAUUGUAACCUUGAUGUCUAAGUGGGUGUUGAUGAGGAGCUUCCAUAAUUUGACUGAAAGUAUUCCUGGUCCACAGGGACUCACCAUGGCACCUUUAGGACCCAAGUUUUGGGAUUUUCAUCAGUGCAUGACUUGGUCAAGCUCAGAUAUGAAGUUGAUAAAACGACUCAAAGAAACGCAGUGUUGUGGAAUUGUAUGAUGUCUGGUUCAUUCGCGAAAUGGCCACUAUGAAGAAUCUCGGAGGUUUUAUUCUGGAUUCUUAAGCGAGAACUUAAGACCCAACGAAAGAACUUUCUCAAUUGCGCUAUCGAGUUGUGCAGAGACAAGAGCUCUAAUUCAGGUUAAGCAAAUUCAUGGGCUACUGAUAAAGACUGGUUUUUGUGGAUAUGUUUAUGUGGGUACUUCUCUGAUCACCUUUUAUUCUAAGAGCAGAGAUCCAGAGCCAUUAAAGAUAUGAUGGCUUUGUUUAUAAGAUGGCUUGCAAACAAGAUUUCAGAGCCAUUAAACCUAUGGUUAUUAGUGCUUUCAAUACUUGUGCAGGCCUAAAAUUGUUAAUUUGGGUAUGGCAAUUCAUGGAUUUAUUUUGAAAAUUGGUUUGAAUUUUGAUGGGAUUCUGCAGUCUUCCAUUAUAACCUUUUAUGUGAAGUGUGUGCCUAUUGAGGAAGCAAGAGUUGAGUUCGAAAAGAUGCAGGUUCAGUCCAUUGGGUCAUGGAAUGCCAUUAUCAGUGGAUAUAUAAACAAUGAUAAAAUAGAAGAGGCAUGGGAAUUGUUUAAUGACAUGCCUGAACCAGAUUCGUUAUCAUGGGACAUGUUGAUUAAUGGCUAUGGUAUGAUAGAGAAUAAGUGUAUUGAUGAUGCAAAAAGAUUUUUUGAGACGCUGCCUGAAAGGGAUACAGUUUCUUUUACGGUUAUGAUCAAUGGGUUGGUACAAGAGGGAAAUAUUGAAGAAGCUGAAGAUUUCUUCAAAAGUAUGCCCGAGAAAAAUGCCGUUGCUUACAAUGUCAUGAUCGAUGGUUUUACUCGUCAUGGUAGAUCGGUAGAGGCUCAGAUGCUCUUUGAAGACGUGAAAGAACCUGAUAUCUUGUCUUGGCCUUCAAUGAUUGGUGGCUACAUGAAUUUGGGGCAUUAUGAGUGUGCAUUGGAACUUUAUAACCGAAUGAUUUUGACUGGCUUGUACCCCACCGAGUCUAUUUUAACCAGUAUUUUGACUGCUUGUGCAAGUUUGUCUCAACUAAAAUUUGGCCAUGAAAUUCAUGUUCUGAGUAUCAAAAUCGGGUUACAAUCAUACUCGAUUGUCGCUAAUUUGCUGAUUAAUAUGUAUUCUAAAUGUGGGGAUAUAGUGAUUGCAGCGUCAAUAUUUAAUAGAAUGGAAAACCGAGGGUAACUUGGAAUGCUUUGAUAGGUGGAUAUUCAGUGAAUGGGAAUGCUCAAAAGGGCAUUGUAGGUUUUGAAAAGCUUGUAUCCAUGGAGAUAAAACUAGACUCUGUGACUUUUCUUAGUCUUUUGUUGGCUUGCAGCCAUGCAGGUCUGGCAAAACGAGCUUGGAACCACUCUAGCAUUAUGAACCCAAUUUAUGGAAUUAAGCCUGAGAAAGGACAUUAUGGAUGUAUGGUUGAUCUUCUCUCUCGUUUAGGAUUAGUUGUCGAAGCAGAGAAGUUGGUUUCGUCCAUGCCUUUUGAACCCGACUCUGUUGUUUGGACCUCACUGCUUAACGACUGCAAAGCAGAACCCAAGUUUGAUAUUGCCCAAAGAGCAGCUGACAAGCUAAUAAAAGCAAAAUCUCGAGACCCAGGCCCAUAUUUGCAGCUCAUAAGCCUUCAUGGAUCAGAAGGUAGAUGGGUCCAUACUGAAAAUGUAAGUGAUAAUAUGGAAAAAAAGAAGGUUUGAAAGAGACCUGGGUGCAGCUGGAUCGAGAUCAAUGGUGAGAUGCACCAUUUCUAUGCUUCUGAUCAAUCGCAUUCAUUGAAUCAAGAAUUGCAGACCCAUUUGAGAACACUCAUAUCUGAUAUAAAAAAACUGGGUUAUGUUCCAUACUCCAGUCUGGUGAUGCAAGAUUUGGAGGAUCAAGAGCAGGAGGAGGUCCUUAUUCUCGCUUAGCGAGAAGCUCACAAUUGCUUUGGGGCUUCUCAAACAGGCAAAUUCAAAGCCUAUUAGGGUAAUUAAGAACCUCCCGGUUUGUGUUGAUUGCCACCCAGCAAUUAACCUUAUUUCAUUGAGCAGUGGGCGUGAGAUUAUCAUGAGGGAUGCACUUAGGUUUCAUCAUUUCAAAGAUGGGUCUUGUUCAAGCUCGGAUUACUGGUGAUGCAUAACUUCUAUUCCUUCAGGUGUAUAUUGGGGCUUAAGUUCUUAGCCCAAGCUCUUCAAAAGCAUCAUGUUGUAUACUGUUUCGACUUUAAUGUGAAUGAUUUCCACCGACUUGAUGCAUGGAUAUGAGAAAAAAUUGGAUUUCAAGUUUUA
This is a messenger RNA of Amborella trichopoda, 5225 nucleotides long. NCBI's taxonomy places the organism in Eukaryota, Viridiplantae, Streptophyta, Magnoliopsida, Amborellales, Amborellaceae. The record is from RefSeq and is a predicted model, not a curated record.